CGCAAAUUGCUGAUAAACCUGUUAAGCGAUAAUACAAAUAUAAUGCUGCGGUUCACGGCGUUGGAAUACAUUUUGAAAAAUAUUUCAAUUGAUGUGACCAUGCGCCUUAAUGUUCUGAAAGAGUUUCUGGUGGCCACGAAUAAUGUGGAGCUUCACAAUCCCAAUGGGUUCUUAUUGCCAAUAAACCGUGCUGUAGAGGGAGCGAAUACGAAAGAAAUAUCAAUCUUCGUAGAGGCAUUUUGCUCGGUUAAAUGGCAUCCAGUGGCCCUCUUGUACUGGCUGCACAACUUGGAAGGAAUACGUGAAGAAUUACCAAUUCUUCGGUUCGAGACCCUUUGCUUGCUAACUGAGAGCGUUCAAAGAGCUUGGAAUUUCAGGGAAAAGUUAGGGGACAAAAUGUUUGAUGUGUUUAAAAAAACCAUAGACCAUUUAUCAUUAACGGAUUUUGAUCGAUUCUGCCAAAAUAUGAAGUUAUCAAUGCGCAAUACUCAGGUUAAACCUCACAUAGAGCCUAAAACAAAUGAUUCCGAAAAUGAAGAAAUGUGCAACCUCAGCAAACAGUUUUGCAAUUCAUUUUGUCCAGAACAGUCUUUUGAGAAUUGCGACAGGUGCACGUUAUUUCCAAGAAUUGAGGAAAGACUAACGAGUUUAUUAGAGAGUGUCAAAAAUGUUUCAGAACUGGGUUGGUUACGUUUCGUAAUUCCUUUUUUAGCAUGUAAUUUAGACACGUAUUUAGACAAUAUUUUUGGGGCACACUACGACUUUUGGAGCACUGCGUUCGAAUUGAAUAGGGAGAGUAUAGGAGAAUGCAAUUUCAGGGAUGUGCAAACAUACUUUCUGAGUAAACUGAAUUGUAAAACUCAGGAAGAGGAAGACUUUGUCAAGACCAAAUGUGCUGAAUUUUUUGUGAGGGGAAAAAUAAAGGAGUGGGAUGAUAUACAUAAGGCAGAUGUAACUCUCGAAGAACUUCUACGAAGUCGCUCCAAUGUUGUCAUUUGCAAAUUACUAGAUAUGCAAAUUAGCAGAACACAAUAUGAGAACAAUUGCAGUGACAUAUGUAAGUGUUUCCUUGAUUUAAAAGAAACAAGUGAAAUGGAAAUAUUUGAUAAAGAAACAACAGUCACGACUAUUUUGAAAUUCUUAAGAAAAGAAGACCCUGAUGCUAAGGAUUUUUUAGAAAUCUUAAAAGAAUUUGCUUUAAUUAUGCCACUCAGUAUUCUGUGGAAAUGUUUACGUUGGACUAUAGAAGAAUGUGAAUUUGAAUUAUCAAUGAAGCUCUUCGCCGAAAUAAUACUUCCAUACAAGGUUUCUGAAAAGGACUUGUGGGACAGGCCAAACCUAUCGCCUUGGAAACUUAAUAAUCAUAAGAAGUAUAUAUCCGAAUUAGUCCGUCUACACGUGGAAUCCACAAUGACAACUCCGAAAUAUUGUCGCAAUUCUGUGGAUCAUAGAAUUAAAUUACGCAUUGGCCUGUUUUUGGUAUCCAUUCAAAUGCCCUAUGCUUUGAGUAAUCGUUCAAAGGAAUGGGAAGAAGAAUGGUGGAGUUUGGUAUUGGCCCAGUUUGACGAACUAAAUGUUAAGAUGAUUUAUGAGCUUUUUGUAGCAAAAUGGGUUUCCUUUAAUUCCUUAAUGAAACGAUUAAAAAAUCUCCGGCAACAGUCUCCGAACAACCAGCUAUCAAUAAUAUCUGUCGCGCACUAUUUUUGUAGAUUGACAUAUAGAGUUGAGGCAGAUAUUUUGCCGAUAUUCAAUUUACUUUGGGAUCAGAUAAAGGACACUACCUUUGACAUUCGUCGCUUGGCUUUAUUGGUUAUAUACACCUGGAUAGAGAAGUGUACGGAAGAAGAGUAUAACAAUAGCAAAAGCCAAGGAGCAUUGAAAAAAUACAAAGAACUUGGAAAAUGGAGACAAGCAAUAAUACAAGAACUGGGAGAAGAGUUGGAAGAUCAUCGAGCAAAGGAAAUAAGACUUUGUUUAAACCCGAAGAGCAUUAAUGUGAUAAAUGAUAUAUUUUAUUUGACAUUUGGUCCAUUCGAGGAAUAUGAGACUAAAGACGCAUUGAACUUUUCAAACGAAUAUAAGAAGUGGCGCGAACUCUUUGAAAAGGAAGCGCAAAGAACGAUUGCUUUUGUAAAUGCUGAAGAAGAAUUUUAUCAGCCAUCAGCAUUGAAUAAGCUUUGAAAAUGAACACACAUACACAUAUAUGUAUGUAUAUACUCGUAUGUAUUUCUUGUACUGAGUUAUUUUUCAUA
Messenger RNA from Scaptodrosophila lebanonensis, 2252 nucleotides. RefSeq lists its product as uncharacterized. NCBI's taxonomy places the organism in Eukaryota, Metazoa, Arthropoda, Insecta, Diptera, Drosophilidae. The coding region runs from base 43 to 2181 and encodes 712 amino acids. The record is from RefSeq and is a predicted model, not a curated record. The transcript is spliced from 5 exons.